AUGAACUACAGGGAGAAAACCGUGUUGUAUUACAGUGGUGUCAAGAAGGUCUCCUCUGGGGAGGCGGUCAGAGAGGCUAACAGGUGGAUUGGGAACUACAGAACAAUGGGAUAUACAAGUGAGGCAGGUUUAGAAACCAUGGAGAGGAUCCCCCGCUACCCUCGCCGUACCUCCCCCACUGCCCGCUCACCCCGACAGACGGGGCGAGGUGGAACACUCAGAUUUGUCCCGGGAGACGUGGGACGAACCCGACCGUUUCCUUUUAUUGGGGACGGCUGUGAGGGGUUCCAGGCGGCGUUAAGCACCUCACGCCCGCCCACAGUGGAGCUGCCGGCGGGAAGCCCGACAAGCUCAGCGCUUGACGGACCGAAGGCACGCGCCGGGGCCGCCCCGGCUCGCCUCACGGCAGGGCCCCUUCGCGGCCGCCCCCCGGCGCGGCCCGGCAGCAGGAACCACCCACGUUCAGGUGGAGGUGCAAAUCCCCCCACCCCUUCCCCGUAUGUCCCGGCUCCUCCGGGCGGACCGCUGUGUGCCCCCGUCUCCCAACGCCUCGGCGGCGGCGCGGCUCUGAAACGUGUCCCGGGGUCGGGCAAGGCCCCCUGCUCCCCGGGAGCGCAGGCCAGGCCCGGGCUCCGGUCAGGCCUUGGCGGGGUAACUGCAGAUGAGGGGAUCCUGCACGCUUCUGGAAGUGGUGUGCCUCCAGUAACAAAGGAUUACUGCAUAAUUUACAAUUCUAAUUGGAUAUCCCUUCCAAAGAGCCUGGACAAUGCUACUUUCAGCACUCUGGAAAACCUGACUUCUACAGUACUCUGCAAUUCUUCUGAAGUUCCUUCUGGCUUAAUGAAGGACAAAGCAGUUGUAGUGAUGAGAGGAAACUGCACUUUUUUGGAGAAAGCAAGAAUUGCACAAAGUUCAGGUGCUAAAAUGCUGUUGAUUGCCAGUAAACCUAGGCUGUCUCCCCUUUCGGAUAACAAGACUGGUUUUGAAGAUGUGACUAUUCCAGUUGCUCUUAUAAGAUACAAUGAUAUAGUAGAUAUGCAGCUGACGCUUGGAAAUGAAGUUAAUGUGACUCUGUAUUCACCACCUUUGCCAGAGUUUGAUUACAGCAUGGUUGUCAUCUUCCUAAUCGCUGUGUUUACAGUGGCACUAGGAGGCUACUGGAGUGGAGUAGCAGAACUCGAGAAUUUGAAAGCAAUGGUGAGUCCUGGGGAGAGAGAAACAAGACGGAAGAAAGAAGAAAAUGUUACUUUCACCCCUGUAACAGUAAUCUUGUUUGUUGUCAUCUGUUGUGUCAUGCUGGUCUUACUUUAUUUCUUCUACAAAUGGUUAGUGUAUGUUAUAAUAUCAGUCUUCUGCUUGGCAUCUGCAAUGAGUCUAUACAACUGUCUUGCGGCAUUAAUAGGAGAAAUCCCAUUUGGGCAGUGCAGGAUUGCAUGUUGCAACAAAAGCAUUGAAGUGAGGCUUAUUUUUCUUGCUGCAUUCUGCAUAGCAGCAGCUGUCGUCUGGGCAGUGUUUCGAAAUGAAGAUAGGUGGGCUUGGAUUUUGCAAGAUAUUUUGGGAGUUGCUUUCUGCCUAAACUUUAUUAAAACACUGAAAAUGCCCAACUUUAAGUCCUGUGUGAUACUUCUAGGCCUUCUUCUUCUAUACGAUGUGUUUUUUGUCUUCAUAACACCAUUUAUCACAAAGAAUGGGGCAAGUAUAAUGGUUGAAGUUGCAGCUGGUCCUUUUGGAAACAGUGAAAAGAAUGAUGGAAACUUGGUGGAAGUCCCUACUGAACGCUCAGCUCCCCAUGAGAAAUUACCUGUGGUUAUUAGAGUGCCUAGACUUGAAUACUCUGCAUCGACACUGUGUGACAUACCAUUUUCAUUGUUGGGUUUUGGAGACAUUAUUGUCCCAGGGCUUCUGGUUGCCUAUUGUCGAAGAUUUGAUGUUCAAACAGGUUCAUCUUCUGUAUACUACAUUUCCUGUACCAUAGCUUAUGCCAUUGGUAUGGUGCUGACUUUCAUUGUUUUGGCAUUAAUGAAGAUGGGACAACCUGCCCUUCUCUAUCUUGUACCAUGUACACUCAUUACUAGCUCGCUUGUGGCUUGGAGGCGCAAAGAGAUGAAGAAGUUUUGGAAAGGAAGCAGUUACCAGGUAUCGGACUCCUCCAGGACGCCUUUGCUACAAGAUGAUGGAACACCUGGAUUAUACAGGAAAUGAAGAAAGCACAGCAUCAGCCAGUGAACAGCCCGCAGGACAAUAACAUGUAGGAUCCUGAUUUAAAAUAGUAUUCAAAUUUUCUACAAAUGAAUUAUAGUAAAUUUGGUGACAUUUUACAAUAGAGUGUUUCCUACUCUGCGUAAAAGGAUUUUUUUACUCCUGCACCUAUAUUUUUAUGGAAAAUAUUGUUAAUAAUAUGAAAGUAAUCAAAAUAGACUUGCAUUUUUACAGCCAAAUCAUAGCUAGUAAAACCGUGCCUUAUGUCAAUUUAAAUAAAAGGAUAUUUUCUAUGCAA
Messenger RNA from Charadrius vociferus (killdeer), 2497 nucleotides. It is a transcript of the gene SPPL2A, whose product is annotated as signal peptide peptidase like 2A. Gene Ontology annotation, cellular component: lumenal side of endoplasmic reticulum membrane; Golgi-associated vesicle membrane; cytoplasmic side of endoplasmic reticulum membrane. Gene Ontology annotation, biological process: membrane protein proteolysis. The record is from RefSeq and is a predicted model, not a curated record. Gene Ontology annotation, molecular function: aspartic endopeptidase activity, intramembrane cleaving. Lineage: Eukaryota; Metazoa; Chordata; Aves; Charadriiformes; Charadriidae. The coding region runs from base 1 to 2202 and encodes 733 amino acids. The transcript has 20 exons.